CCAAGGAACAUAAACAUAGUUAUUCCAACAUGGCCGACUUUAUCGAGAAAGUUCUUAGAUCAGUCCUUAUAUCCAGCAAAGGUGGAGUACCUCUACAGAAACUCAACUAUGAGUUCAAAGAUCUCCUGGGUCAAGAGAUCCCAUACAGGGAAAAGGGUUUCAAGAAUGUGGAGGCCUAUCUGCAGACCAUGCCUACAGUCUGCCAAAUAAGGAGAGAUCCAUCUACUGGUGAGACAGUUUGUAUGGGCGUUGCAAAUGAGGAGACGAAGCAUUUGGAUCGCCUCGUCAAGAAACAGAAGGCAACCAAGAAAAAGAGCAAACCUGCACGACUGCCGAGAUAUUCUGGACGCUCUGGAACCGGGAAUCGCAGGCCUCCACCCCGCAAUUCUUGGCCCAAGCCCAGUUAUCACUCUCAACAGCAUCAGUACCCACCAAAGAAGUUCCCCAGCUAUCCGCAAGGAAGAGGUGGACCAGAACCUUUCAAUGGACCUAAUCAACGAAACAGUGGUCCCCAUCAAAGAAACAGUGGUCCCCGUAAUGGUCCUUAUCAUCAAAGGAAUGAUGUUCCCCAUCAAAGGAAUGAUGUUCCCCAUCAAAGGAAUGAUGUUCCUCAUCAAAGGAAUGAUGCUCCCCAUCAAAGGAAUGAUGUUCCCCAUCAAAGGAAUGAUGUUCCCCAUCAAAGGAAUGAUGCUCCCCAUCAAAGGAAUGAUGUUCCUAAUUCAAGGUUCGAUGGACCUCGCGGUGGCCCACACCAGAGGACUUAUCCAAGUGGUGGUGGUGGUGAAAGCUGGAGCAGGAAGCCUCAGAACUUCAGGAACAAUCCAGUUCCAAACCCUCCAAAACAUCAGCCAAAGGCAGUCCAACACUCGAGCUCUUACGAGUUGCCACCAAGAUUCCGGCGGCAGGUUAACAGUGUUGGGAGUGCCAGUGAUGUUUACCAGGAGCCAUCUUCUUAUGACGUGAGAAGCCAGCCAUCCUCGUAUGAUGUUAGGUCCAAGUCAGACAGUGACUACCCUUUGACAGAGGAGAGGAAUAAUAAUCAGUACUCAGAAGAUGUCACAGAAGAUCUGCCUGAGCAGCCCCCUCAACAACCACCCCAACCACCACCAGUUGAUGAUAAGAUCGUCUCUUGGGUCAAUGAGACGUUGGCUGAAAAGACUGGCGGCCUGUGGCUGAGUGGCCUGAAGAAGCUCUACAAGGAGAAGUUCCAGUCCAACAUGGAAGAUGAUCUGAUCCACAAACUCUCAAGACUUAGCCUAUGGACAGCGGAGGAGAUUGGGUGUCAGAGUGAUCCCAUUCUUUACCCCAACUUGAGGUUAAAGGAUACUACAUGUAAAGCCCCCUCAGACACCGACGAGAGCCACCGGGUCUCUGCUAGUGUUGUCGGGAAUGAUCAGAUCCUCUACCCUAGCCUGAAGGUAGAGAUCUCACAAUCACCACUCACCGGCAAAGAAAGGCGGAACGUCACAAACCAGCCAUUGCAACUAACCAGCAGACCUCCGUCGGUGCCUGAUAUAGUCAUCCCUGAAGACGAUGGUCUAUGGGAGGUGUAUGUGUCGUACAUCAUAAGCGUAAUGGACUUCUACUGUAUUAUCAUGGGCGAUGACUACGCUAAUGAGCUAUGCACCAUGGAAGAUAACAUGAUGGAGUUCUAUGAAACAGACCUUCCCACUCUAAGAUUGGGGGAUCUGCCUGUUGUGGGCAGUCUUUAUGCCGCUCAGGUGAACGACGAAUGGCUUAGGGUGAAGGUCAUUGCUGUUGACGAGCAGGAGGCUGGCUGUUUUCUGGUGGACCAUGGUGAUAUAGAAUCAGUUCCACUUGAAGAUCUGAGAGUUCUAGGCCCUGCCUUCUAUGAACUAGCUUUCCAGGCGAUUCCCUGCAAGCUGCAUGGUAUGGAUUAUAAGGCUGCUAGUGAAACAGCAACAACUAGAUUCUGCAGCAUUGCUUUGGGUCAGAGUAGGCUAGCACAGCUUAUUUCAAAGGAGUCCAAGCGUCUUUCAUUAACGCUGUACCGAGACGAACUGAACAUUAACUAUCUAUGUGCCCUAGGAAAUGUGGCCUAGUUGCUGUAGAUAUUGACUCUUAGCUGCAGUGGAAACAAACUUUGUGAUGUCAUAUGUGACAAAACCUUCAUCAAGGUUUUGCUGCUUCACUUUCCACAAGAUAAGAUGGACAGGUUGUAUGAAAGAGCUGUUUGGAAAUGGCUUAGUUGCUGGAAAUGUUAGCUCUUUGCUGCAAUGGAAACAUUGAUGGUGGUGCCAUAGGUGAACAGACUUGUUCAUGGCCUCCGUUGCUGCUUUAAUCUCUUGGAUAUAAGACGGGCAGGUUGUAUGAAAGAGCUGUCUGGAUCAGCCCUAGUUCCAGCAGAUGUCGCCUCUUUGCUGCUAUGAGAACAUGCAAUGUCUUUUCAGGUGCGAAGGAAUCGUCAACGUCUUUUGCUGCUUUAUUCUCAAAAACAUUCGACUGACAGAUUGUGCGAUAAAGCUGUGUAGCAGAGCAAACAACGAGGGGGCGCUAGUCCACUGUGGUUCUACAACAAGUCUAGGGUAUCCCAUGGAAAACAUAAAUAUGCAACCUUAUUGAAAUGAGCAUUGUGAUAUUCCUCCUGUGAUAAUAUGACACUAUGAUCCAAGUGAUAUUGGAGGGGCGAUGGGUUUAUCAACAUGUGAAAUGUCACUGUGUCAGGAUGCAGGACAAAGGGGCUUUUUCUACAUCUGUCAAGAGAAAUUCACCAUUUGGAAGUUCUGUAAUGGUCGAUAGUUCAGACUUUCACAGUGCUUCGGUGGAAGUAUACAAUCAGAAUGUGUAGAAAACAAAUUUAAUAGGGUCUCUGUUUUCAUUACUUACUACAACAGUGUUGCAAUAUAUAUUUUCUGCCUUGUGUAUCGUUCAUACUGGGGCUAGAAAAUAGCUUUAUCAGGCAACUUUACGACUCAAAUCAAUCAAAUGCUGCCGAGGCUCAACAUAAACAUGUAGGUCUGUAGACGUAUGGAUAGGCUUCUUUGGGUCUAAUCGACCUAUCUAUACAUUGCUUGAUGUUUCAUGGUGAUUGGCCUGGUAGUCAUAUACAUGUAGUUUAGAAUAUAUGCAUGUGCAUGCAUGUACAUCAUGGAACUCAUAGGUUUAAAAAUAAACAAUAAAAUAGUGUAUGUAUGUUUCUUAAAUAGACUGGGGAUUUUGACUUUUCCCAACAGUCAAGACUCUUUCCUAUUUGCAUUAUAGUAUGCAUCCUUUUCCCUUGGUUUAACUUUAACUGUUAUCCUUGAAAUAUACAAACCUUGCCAAAUAGUGAAAUAGCCAAAUACAACAAACUCGCAAGUUUUGUCUACUUUGAAUGAACAAGUGUUGCUAAUACACAUUAUGACAGCUUUUUAUUCAAUGUAUAGUGGAAGAAUCAAGUUGAUGUGAAAAUGAAAGUUGUGUCAUCUUCUUCUCUGAGUACCGGUACAGUACUUGGAAGCCAUAUUAUAAUUUCAUCUUGUGAAAAGACAUAUCUUCUGUAUACAAUGCGCUGCCAGUCGGUACUUCAGCAUGGUUAUUUUUCUCUUAAUGAUAUUACGUUGCAUCAUGUUUUUAUAUCCGAUAUAUAUUUUCAGAUUUACAUCAUAUAUCAUUUUAAGUUACUUUCCAAAAAGACAAUCAAGAAAGUGAAACACUACAGUGUUGGUAAUGAGCAAAAGUGCCUCUCUCUGCCCUACUUAAUAUCUAAGCUCAGUUCUAUCGCUACACAACUCCUGCACAACUUCAGCAUUUUGUGGUAUUACCACUGAUCUUCGGAAGUAUCGAAGGAAGAAACGCAGGAACAAGAAGAAGAAGUUUUGUAAAGUAGACAAAUACUAUAGUUUUCCCUUGUUGAUCCAUCAUACAUGUACAAUUUACAGUGUUAUUUGGGCAUUACAGGUACGACUGAAGAUAACGCAUGUGGCUCCCAUUAAUUUCAUUACUAUCUCUGGACAUAGUUUGAAAGUGAGAUCAUAUAAUUUCAGAGCAUCAUAAAGGAACAAAAUAGUGUUUUUGUUCAUGUCGUAUUCAUAAAAGCCCCUCCAGUUUAUGCGAUAUGAAUACUCCAAUAUGUCCCAUCGCUGUAAUAUCAUUAUGUCGUAUAUUCCUGUAACUUGAGAAUGUAAAUGAUAUGCUUUAAUAAUGCAAAGAUAAACACAUUGAAGCAUGCUUUUAUCAGACAUGUACAUGUACAUAUUGUGUAUGGAUUACGUAAACUUUUGAUAACUGGGCAUUUCUUUGUUUUUUAUUUUUUAUCAAUGUCAUAUCAUGGAAUACUAAAUAUAAAAGAAAUCAAGUUUUCUUCAACUAACAAUAUUUGACUGGAGAGCAUCUUAAACAUAAGUGAUUUUUUUUGUAAAAUACAAGUUUACAUGCAUAUGUAAUUCUUUAAGGACUUUGUGUUGCAUAUUUGUAUUCUAAUUUUAAAUAGCUAGAAGACGAUGGCUGGAAUUCCGCCAGUUCAUAUCAACCCAACUCAAGGUCGUCAUCAUUUUAAACAAUGUUUUUAUGUUCAUGUCAUUCUUCAUGCAGGUACUGUACAAAUAGUAAUUAUGAAGUUCAAUCUCACAAUGAUAUCUUUAAUGUCAUGGCUCUUUAUAAAUAGCGUUAUUGAUAUACAGAACCCCACCUCCAACACUGAUACUAUCUUCUGGUAAUUAUUUUAGCAUUUGUUUUAAAUUAAUCCCCUUUAUUAACCAUGCUUGAAAAUGCACUCCCUUGUGCAUCUGUAGUGGUCACCAGGCUUGGUUCCAAGAUAACUCUGUGUCCACGGAUAGUGUUUGUUUGUAACUUUAAGAAUGUAUGCACAUGUUGUGCCCUCCAGUUUUUAUGUUCACCACAAUAUAACCACAUUGCCAUUUCUAGCCUGUUACUGUUUAAACGUGGUCUCUAUUAUUCAUGCUUGAAGUAGAAAAAGGAAAACGAAAGUAGAAUACCACAUAUAAAACUGAAAUGGGAUCAUAUUCUGUACUUGUGCUAUUAAAUACAUGUUUCUUUUUUUUAAUAAAGUGCUUUUGAGGAGAGUUAAAUAAACUAAAAGUUAUUACAUAUACCA
Molecule: messenger RNA, 5056 nt
Organism: Strongylocentrotus purpuratus (purple sea urchin)
Lineage: Eukaryota; Metazoa; Echinodermata; Echinoidea; Camarodonta; Strongylocentrotidae
Product: tudor domain-containing protein 7B
Exons: 14
Coding region: 30-2063 (677 amino acids)
Biological process (GO): spermatogenesis
Source: RefSeq, a predicted model, not a curated record